Athene cunicularia (burrowing owl) is the source of this 2970-nucleotide messenger RNA. RefSeq names its product MIER family member 2 (gene MIER2). Gene Ontology annotation, molecular function: transcription corepressor activity; histone deacetylase binding. The coding region runs from base 1104 to 2951 and encodes 615 amino acids. Lineage: Eukaryota; Metazoa; Chordata; Aves; Strigiformes; Strigidae. Gene Ontology annotation, cellular component: nucleoplasm. Gene Ontology annotation, biological process: negative regulation of transcription by RNA polymerase II. The transcript has 12 exons. The record is from RefSeq and is a predicted model, not a curated record.
CCGUUAUCGCAGCAGUAAUUGUGUCUAGGAGAGAGCUGCCUCUCUGGUCCUUACGGAAUGUGCUGACACCUGAGGGCACUAACUCAGAACCCAAAGUCUGGGGUGGCUCUUUUGGUAUGUACUUUCCUCUCUUGUUAGAGGAUACAGUUUUGAUGUGAAGCUGUACCGUGUUUUAAAUAAGCUGUAAGAGCCUCGUACUGAAGCGCUGCAGAAGUCCUGGCUCCCGCUGACUAAGUGAGGAGUAAUGGUGCACGGCUGAGGUGGUGAAUGGCCGAGGAUCCUGAGGAGAUGUCACUGGUGACUGGGGGACUGACACUGGUUUUCUUCCGCAGUCGGAUGCUCUCAGUCACCUUAAAGCAUUGGUUAAUUACCUGCUUGCUCCCCACCUAGGCUGAACUUGAUGAGAGGCAUUUCCAUGUACAGCAGCCCAAGGAGCAGCAGAUGUUCUGGGUUGUUUUCCAGGCCUCAGCCCAUACUGCUGCCUGAACUCCUGACCGAGCACUGAAGGCCAGAAAGCAGGUGCCUGUUCUCGGUAUCUACUUGUCUCAUCCUCUCCUGCCUUGCCUGUGCCACUCGCAGUCCUACCGGACUCCUUUGCUGCCUGCUCAGCUCUUGGUUUCUUUGCUCGCCCCUCUGAGCCUUCUGGAUGCGGUGAGGCCCUGGGGUGAAGCUGGCGCGUUGUGGUGGCAGCGCCUGGUGCCUCUCCGGAGCGGGGCCGUUCCUAAACACUGUUCAAACAAGCAUGGUGUGUGUGUUCAGAAUAAUGGCUUAGGGCCAAAGUCCUUCUCUGAGUGAAGAUGUAAGCCAUAAAAAUCCGAGGUCUUAAACUGGUGAGAGGAUAAAUAAUUAGCGGAGUGCUGAAGGUAGAAAAGAUAAAAUGGAAGCUCUGCUGCGUGCAGUUAGAGACUGAGGUGAAGGUGGGAGACCCAGAGGAGAGGGGGCCUGGGAGAGCUGUUAAACGCACUUGACCAGAGCUCUCUUUGCACAGCACAGUUUCUGAUGCUGCUCUGUAUGGGUUUUGUUAACUUUCGCUUUGAAAUUAAGCGAAUUGCAUUUGCUGGUGGGGUUGAGUGGCGGGAGGUGUGUUACGUUUUCAAGAGGAGAUGUCUCAGCCCUGUUCCUCUCUUUCCUCGAAGGCCUCGGUGGGCAGGCAGAGCCCGAGGGUGGUGCCGUACCCAGCCCGCAGCCUGUGUCCUGGAGAUCCUGGCCUUCAGAGUGCAGCAGUUGUGUCAAUGGGCUCAGCUGACCAUCGACUGAACCUUGCAGAGAUCCUUUCGCAGAACUAUGGUGUGCGGGAAGAAAGGGAAGAAGAUGAUGAUACUCAGGAGAAGCAGAAAUCCUUAGAAGAGCUGGAGAAGAGUUUCAGUGCCUCUCAGCUGGUGGUGUGCUCGGUGAUUGUUCCAUUCCUGAUGAAGCUUUGUCCUCCUCUCGCCCAGAGCAGUGAAAUGCCAUUUGAGGAGCUGCUUGCACUUUAUGGCUAUGAGGCAUCUGACCCCAUCUCGGAGCAGGACAGUGAGAGCAAUGAUAUUACUCCAAAUCUCCCAGACAUGACUCUGGAUAAGGAACAAAUAGCGAAGGAUUUGCUUUCAGGGGAAGAAGAGGAGGAGACACAGUCUUCAGCUGAUGAUCUGACUCCAUCCGUCACAUCCCACGAUGCAUCGGACCUAUUCCCCAACCAGCCUGGCUCAAACAACUUCCUUGCUGAUGAAGAUAAAGAGCCCUGUUCAUCUCCAUGUGCUUCCUCCAUGGCUGACGAGUCAGAGGAGGAUUCCAUCCCAUCCAACGAGUGUAAGAAGGAGAUCAUGGUUGGACCCCAGUACCAAGCCGCUGUUCCCAUCCUCCACUCAAACAGGCACGGGGAGAAGGUGCUUUUUCUGUUAGCUUAUGAGAAUGAAGAUCAGCUGCUCUGGGACCCAAACAUUCUCCCCGAGAGGGAGGUUGAAGAGUUCCUGUACCGUGCCAUGAAGCGGCGGUGGGACGAGCUGUCUGGCAGCGGCCUGCCGGAGGGGGAGGUGGUGAAGGACAACGAGCAGGCUUUGUAUGAGCUGGUUAAAUGCAACUUCAAUGCAGAAGAGGCACUGCGGAGGUUACGGUUCAAUGUGAAGGUUAUCAGAGAUGAGCUUUGUGCCUGGAGCGAGGAAGAAUGUAGAAAUUUUGAACAUGGCUUCAGGGUCCAUGGGAAGAACUUCCAUCUGAUCCAAGCAAACAAGGUCCGCACCCGGUCAGUGGGCGAGUGUGUGGAGUAUUACUACAUGUGGAAAAAAUCAGAGCGCUACGACUACUUCACUCAGCAGACUCGUUUAGGAAGGAAGAAGUACGUCCUCCACCCUGGAGCCACGGAUUACACCGACAAUGACUUGGAUGGGGCUGAAGUAGAAAACACCAGUCGUUCUCGGAGCUCCCCACCGAUUCCCUCUGCGACCAGCUGCCUGGAUGCUCACUUCAGCCAGGACCAGAUGGCCAUAGAGAGUGCAGAGCCCCUGAGCGUGGAGAGCACGGCCUGCAGCUUGGGCAGCAUCAGCGAGUCGGGGCAGGGCUACGAGUGCAGCACGCCUUCGGAGACCAACUGCUCCUUCGAGCCGGCGGAGGAGGCGCCCUCGGGAGGCAGCGCGGCUCCCUGCACGCAGCCCGGCCUCGUCCCCGCGGAGCUGGGGCUCUGCGCCUUGCCGCCCGCAGGACCAGGACUCGCAGAGAAGCAGGAGACGUUGCAGAGCUCUGGUGAGACGAUAACCAUGGACUUCACUCUCCCUGCAGACAUUAAUGAGGGUUUGCCUUUAAUUGCUGGCCCUGUGGAUUUGGACAGAGACCCAGAGGCAGUGGUGGCCCCUGCGCAAGUGUCCUUAUCGGUCACAGAUUUUGGCCUCAUCGGCAUUGGAGAUGUAAAUAGUUUUCUGACUGCUCACCAGGCUUGCCCGGCUCCUGUGGCUCGGUCGGAGCCUUUGUCGCAGUGAGUCUCCAGUCGCAAACCUG